Molecule: messenger RNA, 666 nt
Organism: Arabis nemorensis
Lineage: Eukaryota; Viridiplantae; Streptophyta; Magnoliopsida; Brassicales; Brassicaceae
Source: the annotation of a GenBank genome assembly
AUGGUUUCUAGACAAGAAGGAACCUUCAACUCUAGAAAGAGGGAUUUCACAAUCUAUGGAGAAGAUUUCCACAAUUCAUUCAAAAAGACCAAACAAGAAGAUCAAUCACAUGGCAACAAACUUCAGACCACUCUGUUCAAUGAAAGACCAAACUCAGAGAGUAUGAGAUCAAUUACCUUUGACUUUGAACUUCACCUUCACAAUCAUCUACCUUCAAAAUCACAAGAAGCUAAGGGCUAUUCAAGAACAUCUGAAGAUCAAAGGACAUACCAAAAAGAUCCAGUGAUUGUUGGACGACCAAAGAUGAGUCUAGAUCUUGAGCUGAACCUUUCACCUUCUUAUUCACCUUCAGAAACUACAACUAGAGAUGAGUCCUCAAAUCACAACGAAACCGAGUCAUCAAAGGGUAAAAACUUGACGAACCCGAGUAAGAAGAGCAUAACUGGGACAGGGUUAGGCCGAUCUUCGUCCUGGCUUGCGUUUGAAGGUGAUGAUGUUGAUCACAAGGAGCAAGAGAUGGUGACAAAAGUAUGCAUGAAAUGUCACAUGCUGGUUAUGUUGUGCACAUCAACUCCUGUUUGUCCUAACUGCAAGUUCAUGCACCCACAUGAUCAAAGCUCUACAAAACUGUUUAAACCAUCAAAUUUGCUUAGGCUACUAUGCUAG